GGGUGAUCCUGGACCGCCUGGCAACCCAGGACCGAAUGGAAUUAUAGGUCCUCCGGUAAGUAGUGUAAACGUAAAAACUAUCCAAACGAAAUAACAGCGUAAUCUGUAAAGGCCUGCAUUUCCACUCAGGAAAAUUUUCCGCAGAAAGCAAAUUUUGUAAAAUGUAAUUGACGACACAAAUUUUCCGUCGGAAAAAAAUUUUGAAGUUGAAAGUUUUCAACUUUUAAUAAUGAUAUUUUCGGAAAGUUUUAGUGUCCAUGGAACAUUUUCUUGAGUGGAAAUGGCCCUUAAUGACAACGACCUUUCUCAAUCUUUUGUAGGGCUACAUCGGUGAUGCGGCAUACUACAAUGGUAAGAGGGGGAAAGCAGGACACAAGGUGAUUAUUAGGAACAACUACGUAAUAUGUAAUAAAGGAGAAUUCGUAUUACCGGCGUAUAAAAUACAGAAAAGUGUGUUGAAAAACGAGGCACUGGUCCAGUUCCUUUCACGUACUUUAAGGUGUUUUAUUCGCCGGUAUUAACAGCUCGCAAGUUUUCAAGAGAAAUCCAAGGCGAUAGUUGAGUAAAUUAAUUUAUGGGCGUGUAUUACCGUGGUAUCAAUUAGACAACGAUACAGUGCCGGCUUCCUCUGUGUUUUGCGCAUGAAUUAUCAAAGAGUUUGAGAAAUAUUUAUGAAGGUUACUAACAAUAGACAAUUCCCAUUAUAGACUAAUUUUAAAAUUAGGCAAGGAGACUCAAAUAAAUCACCACAGCUAGAAAGAGCAUACUAAAAUUAGUAAAAUUACAAAGUUUGGUUGCGAGUUGUUGUAAAAUGAGGAAAAUAUAGCCUUGCAAAGUUCGCAAAUUUUGUAUACUUUUGUAUUGCCUGCGGAAAUUCCUACCACAUUCCUACCACAUUUAGGCCGAAAAUGGUCGCACGCAAUACAAAAGUAUACAAAAUUUGCGAACUUUGCAAGGCUAUAUUUUCCACAUUUUACAACAUUUCGCAACCAAAUUUUGUAAUUUUACUAAUUUUAGUAUGCUCUUUCUAGCUGUGGUGAUUUAUUUGCAUCUCCUUGCCUAGUUUUAAAAUUAGUCUAUAAUGGGAAUUGUCUAUUGAGUCGAAAUCAUUUAGUUAUUGAUAGAAUUAACAAGGAUAAUAAAUUAUUUAUAAAAACUUACGUCUUUAUUCUGGUGUAGGGAUGGGAGGGUGAACAAGGGUCGAAAGGAAUUGUGGGAAAGCCUGGAAGAAAGGUAGAAUUACUGAUCUAUAUAUAUACUAUGUUAUCUGACUGGAUGAGUAAUUAGUUGUGUGUAAAUGACCGAAGGUAUAUUGUGACAUAUGACAUUGUGACAACGGGUUAUUUAGUGUGUAGGAUUAUUAAUAGUCAAAAGAAUAUGUACUAUUUGAAAUACGAGUAGGAGUGUUUUAUCAAACACGAGUGUUUUGAAUAACUUAAUUUAAUUUAAAAUACAACUACAAAAUAAUACUAAUCAGGAUGAUUAUACAAUGCCACAUGCUUUAUCAGAUAUAAAGUCACUCCAUGUGACAUAUUAUGGCUGACAUGAUUUGCUACAAGGUUUAUGAAUUAUUGAUGAGUAUUUUAAUUUUUAAUAAUAUAUAAACACAAGACAAUAAGCCUGUGUGGCAAGUGUUUUCACAAAACUUCGAAUAUUCCUAAAACUUGAAGAAAUGUCUUGAUAACGUGUUUUCUUCGUUGCGUUGCUAACAUGGCAUUAAGAAAAUUUGAUUAUUCGCAUUUCAUCCGUUCUGUCUCACAAUUUCCAGGGGCAGCUCGGUCCGCAGGGGGAUAGAGGGGACAUGGGGACACCAGGCGGAGUUGUAAGUAUAUUGGAAAUAUUUUUGUGAACAUAUAAGAAUAUGGAGUUAUGAGUAAUGUAUGACGUCAUUUCAUAGGGCCCGCCUGGAAAGAAAGGCAUUGAAGGACAAAAAGGUUUUAUGGUAUGUUGUAUUCACGGGUAUGUUGUAUUCACGGGUAUGUUGUAUUCACGGACUGCGAGUGUUUUAAAUGGCUUAAAAACGACCCAUCUGAUGAUUUCAUUGGCUGAGUAAUUUUUAAAAUAACGUUGUCUAAGCCGAGAAAAUCAAAGCUAGAGUAUGUAAAUUAACAUGAUUUUUUUAUCACAUAUAAAACCAUCAUGAAUUAUUAAUGAGAUUUUUAAUGUUUGGAUAAAUACCGUUAUAAAGCAAGAAAACCGACAACAAUUAAUGCAGAAAUAUGUUUUUGCAGGGUCCAAUUGGAGAUAGGGGAAUCGAAGGCAUUCCUGGUUUAAGGGUAAUUUAUAGAAAUAUUUUUGUGGAUUCAUUGUGUUUGCAUCUUAUGAUGAUGUGACUGACUGUUUUCUCAACCAGGGUGAGCCUGGAGAGACUGGAUUUCGUGGUGCACCUGGACCAGACGGUAAUCCCGUGAGUAUGCCAGUACACUGUUUUUUUUUUCAGGGAUGGGAGUGAGGGGAGUGGGUGGUUAUCAAACUUUGGUCAUGGUUCAGGAUGUGAAGGGUGUGACUCUUGACCAAAUGUGUAAUCAUCUCUCAUUAUGUAUUGUCUCUAUCAUAUUUUUGAAUGCAUGGUCUUUCCAAAUCCGAUCAAAAAAUUAGCAAUCUCUCUUGCAACCCCUCAUUGGCAACGCUAGGGGUUUCCCUUGCACGCCCUCACCAGUAAAUCCAUUCCUGUUUUAUUGUAUUUAAUUGUGCACGGAUAUCUACCUAUUGUUGUAGGAUAUAAAAAUACAGUAGAGAAUGAUGCAGAUUUGAUGUUUUGAAAUUUAUGUUUUAGGGUCCUGACGGGCCAGUUGGUCGGAAAGGCAGGAAAGGCAACAGGGUAUUUGAAUUAAACUGUAGAUUAUAAAUUGUAAUGGACAAGCAUCAGCAUAUAAACCUCUAAUCGAUACAAAAGAAAUUCUGCAUGUUAAUUAUUCAAUUUUCUGCGUGUUAAUUAUUCAAUUUUCUGCGUGUUAAUUAUUCAAACUUCUUCUCAGGGAUUUCACGGAGAAAGAGGACAUCAUGGCUUGUUUGGUGCGCCUGGUAAACAGGUAUUUAAAACUUGAAAAGUUCGGUCGUUUCAACCGUCACCAUAAUGUUACAUUGUUAUAUUUUAAUUUACAGGGUGGCCUGGGUCCUCCCGGUGAUACUGGAAUACCUGGACCCCUUGUAAGUAACCUUUCUAAUCGAUGAAAUAUUGAUUGAGCUUACCAUACAAAAUAACGCUGGGCCAAAAUAAUAGCUUACCAAAAUAACGGCCGGCCAAAAAUGCCUCUUGACUGGUCACUUUUUUACCUCACCGGCCAUUUUGACCGGCCACAUUUUCAUGCUUUCCAAUGUGAUUGCUGACGUCUUGAAUUAAAAUAUGAAACUACGAUGUAUCGAAACAAGUUUCUAAUAGUUUGUUUCACUGUUAGUGUGCUAAAUCAAGUUGACCGGUUAUUUGGAGACCUAUCUCCCAUUAUUUUGAGCCCAGCCAUAUCUAUGGUUAUGUGGUCAAACCCAUGCAUAAGCAUGGAAACACAGUCUAUUUUUUCGGAUACUACAAAUGCCUUGUUACCGCUGUUCUGAUAACGAAAGAAUAAAUGAAGUAAACUGGGUUGAACGAGCACGAAUACACGUUAGCAUAUGAAGUAUGUGUUUAAUUUUGUGUUUGUUGGUUAUCCCUGAGAAUGUAUUGUAUAAUUCUAUAAUGAAAGUGAUCGGAUUGGUACCGUUCUAGGGCAGUCGUGGUCUUACUGGUGAAGAAGGAAACAUCGGCGUGAGAGGUAGAAAGGUGAGAACAGAAAGCUCUAUGUGAUUGAUCACUUGCAUGGUAAGGACGUGAUGAAGGCGUGGUGAACACGUGACAAAGGCGUGAUGAAGACGUGAUGAAGACGUGAUGAAGACGUGAUAAAGGCGUGGUACAUACUUAAGGUUCAAUCAAACGACGAACGUGAAUAUCUACCAACAUCGUUUCUUUCUUAGGGUCAUGGCGGUGAAGAAGGCAUCAGAGGUCUUAAAGCCGUGAAGGUAGUCAAAGCAUGUGCAGUAUUCUGAAUCUAGUUGAGAAAAAACGUUUGCUGUAAUGUCAGAUUUAUUUGAUUUGUUAGGGCAAGAAGGGUGUUGGAGGGUUAAAAGGAGAGAGAGGGGAAGCUGGAAGCAAGGUAUGUGAAGUUUUCAAAAAUGCACAAGUUUUAACAAAUUGACCUAAUGUUGAUCUUUGAAACUUUGUAUAGGGAAACACGGGAUUAUCGGGAAAGUCAGGGUCAAUGGGGGACCUCGGUAAAGAGGUGAGUCAUGCAUUGUGGAUAAACUUGAGGCGAUCAGGUUGAGCUGCAUCCUUUGUAAUUCAGCUUAGCUCUCGGCUGCAAGUAAGGAUAUUAAGCAAUCCUCACUUAUCCAUUUAGCUUACUAACAGUCGUGGUUAACAUCUUGGUUUUCUCGUAGGGUCUUAUGGGUGAUACAGGAGGACCAGGAGGGUUCGGUGAUGAUGGAGAGAAGGGUUUGCCGGGUGUACCUGGAUCACGUGGGGGUCGCGGAGGUCAAGGCCCGAAGGUAGAAGAAUAGAGUUUUAACCACAUCAGCACUUGUCCUGUAUUGUGAAAGAUCGUGCUAGAAUAGACGCUUUUGUACUGUAGUGUAUUGUUGUUUUGUCGGCGUAGUUUAAGCAUAGUUUGAGCUUUAACCAUCAAAGGUGAUGAAUGUAUGUAUUUGGUUUAGGGAAAGCAAGCCGAACGUGGGGAGAAAGGAACAGACGGACAUCGAGGCUCAUUUGUAUGUGCAGGUUUUUACACUAGUAUAAGCCAACACCAACAAAAGG
Messenger RNA from Paramuricea clavata, 4783 nucleotides. Lineage: Eukaryota; Metazoa; Cnidaria; Anthozoa; Malacalcyonacea; Plexauridae. The record is from the annotation of a GenBank genome assembly.